UUCCUCUCUUCUUCCUCUUUCUUACUUCUGCCUCCUCACCACCCAUGGCGAGCUCCUCGUCAUACCAGGCGGUCGACGCCGUAGUCUCUUCCAACUUCUCCAUCUAUAACCCCUCAGUCUCGCGUGCACGCGGCUCCGUGCGACCCAAAUCCGGUUCCUCUCCCGCCUCCGCAGUUGUAGCGAAUGGUCAGCCUUCGGACGACAUUUCUGAACAGGAUCCUUUGUUGGGUGAAUUGCGCCCUAGGAGGAAGCCAUUCUACCGGCCAAGACCUUUAUGGUACGUCUGCAACGUCUACUACUUCGUUGGAGUCAUCCGCAGAGGUGAGGCUGGUCGGCCGACGGCCCGCAGCUUAUCGCGUUGUGUCCCAAUGGGUCGCCCCAUUGGUUUCCGACUGUCUUUGGCUCGGGCUUGUCUCAGCGGCGCGUGCCGCCUCCGUCCCGGUUUGGCCAAGGGAUCGGUCGUGGAAGCGGUAUUCCUUGGUAUCUCUGGACAUCUAUUCCUUCGCCUUGGUUCAUGGCUUCGCGACUUGUACUAAGUUGGUGUUUAGGCUCGUUCCGUUCGCUAUUGUCGCGUCAGUCGUGCGCGGCAUGACUAUCGCACCUCGAGUCCAAGUCUUCACACAGUUGUCGUGCAACCAAAUAUAUGGGCACGACGUUUACGACCACACAAGCCUCAACCGCACUUCGCUUCAUCUAUUCAAUACAUUUAACACUCCUUCACUUGCCGUCAAUCCCGCAACUCCCUCUUUCCCCCCAUUAGACGUCGAUUUCUCCUUCGCACACCAGCAGAUAUCUUCAGAGGAGCCCACACUGCCACCCGAUGACGAUGGUGAUGAGCCAGACCCGCGUCGACCUCCUUCAGAGCGUUGCCUCAAGGACCCAGCUGUCCAAGCUGGAGCUGCGCGUCUUCAGACCAUCAUGACCACCACUAUGGGAGUUCUGUCCGCUCUCACCACCAUAUGGUGGGGCGGGUUUGGUGAGAGGCACGGACGUACCAAGGUUCUAGCAGCUGCUACGUUCGGUCUCUUUAUGACGGACUUGAUGUUCAUCCUCGUCUCGACGCCGCAUAGUAUCUUUGCUGCUCAUGGACACAAGCUCUUGAUCAUUUCCCCCAUCAUCGAGGGCCUGUGCGGAGGAUGGGCCACCCUGCAAGCUGCCACUUCGGCAUACGUUUCGGACUGCACCUCGGAUGGGUCGCGUGCUGGCAUCUUCUCCCGAUUUACGGGCGUGUUCUACUUUGGCUUUGCGAUGGGGCCCGCGAUUGGUGCAUUCUUGAUCCGUCACCCGUUCAUCCCGAUCUUCUCGCCGGCGGUCGGCGUGCACAACGGCGCGCCGACUGUGACCUCGGUGUUCUAUGUUGCUGCGCUCGCGUCGUUCGUCAACUUGAUGCUUGCGCUGUUUCUGUUCCCGGAGUCACUGGAUAAGAAGAAAGCCAAGGGAACCGUGUCGCCAUUACUCGCUCCGACGAUUCCAGUCGCGGAAGAGCGCCUCGGUCGCAUCGAGCGUUUGUUCAAUCCGUUCACGUUGCUCCUUCCGAAGACGGUUACGGGCCCGAACGGAUCGAAACAUAAGGACUGGAGUAUGAUGCUGCUGGCGAUGGUGCUGUUUGGCCACUUGCUCUCGUUGGGUAUGUUCCAACUCAAGUACCUUUAUGCCGAGCAUAUCUAUGGCUGGGGGGCCGAAACGCUGAGCUACUACAUCUCUUUCAUGGGAUCUGCCCGUGCUCUGCAUCUACUCUUCGUUCUUCCGUUCGUCAUCGUGACGUUCAAGCCCAAGAAACCUGUCGGGGUCCCGGGCCACCCAGUUACGCCUGCCGUAGCCAACGCAGCGCUGGCCGAGGCGAUGCGGUUCGACAAGACGCUUAUCGGCGGGUCGCUCUUCCUCGAUCUACUCUCCCACUCACUCGUCUCGCUUUCCCCCACGGACUAUGGUCCCUACUCAGGGCAGGCUCUCUUCGUCGGAGCGACGACUAUGAGCUGCUUCGGUGCUGGUUUGAUGCCAGCCGUCAACAGCCUCGCACUGUGCGUCAUGCAAUCGCACGGAGAUACAGAUACGGGCAAGAUGUUCGGCGCGUUCUCCCUGGUGCAAGCGAUUGGCCAGACGAUCCUGGGGCCCAUCCUGUUCGGGAUCAUCUAUAGCAAGACGGUCGCGACGUACCCCAAGGCGAUCUACGUCGUCGCAGGCAGCAUGGUGUUCGCCUCCUUUGUCAUUCUGCUGCUGCUCCGCCCUGACGCGCUGAUCAAGCCGACUCGCCGCAAAGGCAAGCGGGUGGGCCCUGGUGCGGUGGAGGCACGCGUCGAGCCUCCGCGGGGACGGUCGCGGAAGAAUAAGGAUAUCAGGCAAUCGAGGUUCAGCGGGCCGCCCUCUGAAGGGUCGCUCGCGUCGUCGCGCGUGCUCAAAGUCCCGCAGGCCGGACAGUCGUAUGGGGCGACGAGCUCUAGCUCGGGCUCGGGCUCUGCGUAUUUGACUGGAACGUCGUAUCAGGGGCGGUCGACGUGAUGCGCUUCGUGGUGGCGCAUUGGGAAUAUAUGUACGGAUAUCGUCUCGUCUCUUGAUUUACUACAGAUAUCUUCUGCAUUUCACAUAACGUUCAUCUCCCACCUACCCAUAGAGCAGGAUAGCAGAACUCGACCGGUCCCUCUAAUCUUCUCAUUUUAUGUAGACUAGAAUUGGUGUUUGAGGCGCGCGCAGGCGCGUCGGAGAAUGGACGGUUGUGGAUGUAGGCUGCGUAUAGAGCAACAUAGUAUUGGAUUGUAUAGGUUGCAUCCGGGAAAUUGGAUUGAUCUUCGAC
Messenger RNA from Dichomitus squalens LYAD-421 SS1, 2791 nucleotides. RefSeq lists its product as uncharacterized. Lineage: Eukaryota; Fungi; Basidiomycota; Agaricomycetes; Polyporales; Polyporaceae. The record is from RefSeq and is a predicted model, not a curated record. Gene Ontology annotation, biological process: transmembrane transport. The transcript has 7 exons. Gene Ontology annotation, cellular component: membrane. Gene Ontology annotation, molecular function: transmembrane transporter activity. Bases 184 to 2499 code for a protein of 771 amino acids.